CUCGCAAGUAAACGGAUCUGCGGUUGCUAUUCAAUUCUUUAUCGUCAACCCGCUCGCUCUCGUUGCGCAGCCUCUACAACCUCACAUCUUCCCCCCGGCCCACCAUGGUCGUCCAAGCCAUCAAAACCGCAUCUACCUCACGAAACGGCCUGGCAUCAUUCAUCCUCCAAUGUAAACGCCUCGACUUCCACUACUGCGACUGGGCCGGCUCUAGUCGGGGCAUGAAAUCGUUCCUGACCUCGCCUCUGCUCGCCAACUUCACAUCCAAAUAUCCCGGCACCGAGUUCCGCAUCUCGCCCCGUCCGAACAAGCACCCCAUCGUGAAAGCGUACUACAUCAACGGCCGCGAAAAGGCCGUCUGUCUGCGCAAUCUCGAGAAAGAACAGAUCCUCAAGAAAGUCGAGUUCCUGGUUACGAACUCGGGCAAGAAGAAUGAACUGAUCAGAGGUAAACCCGUGAUCAGCACGAAUGAGAGUGUCAGAGGAAUCUGGAGUCCUAUGCAUGGGGGAAUCAAGGAAAUCUGAUUUGAUUCGAUUCGGUAAGCAUGUGUCGACUUUUGUUUGGUGGUCCAAACGAGCGAGAGGGACAAGACGAGAUAAAAGCGGCUUCUGGGGAGGAUGAUGGUCAUCUGGGGCUGGAGAAAGAGUCAGAAGAGCAGCUGCAACAGACAUGGGUAUAUCGCUGAAGUAUGCGGGGCCAGCUAUCUCGGUCAGGGAGAAACGGUCAGCGCAACGGUUGAUGGAAUCACACUCGAGGGCAUUGCGCCCUCCAUGGAUGGCGACGAGCAUAGAUGGACGCGGCCUCGCCCAGGGUCACGGUCACUCUGGCCAGCGCCAUUGUCAUUGGCUACUAGUAGAAGAUCUGGGAGGGAGUUAGGCAUGUGAACCAAGGAAAGGCAUGGAAAUCUCCAGCCUGAGAUCGUAAGCAUUAAAGCGGGCUAUUUGGCAGGCAGGUACUAUCAUAUUGCCCCAACGCCACGCUUCGUCUGUACCAUACAAUAAAACGCAAGGCAUUCCAAGCGUCAUAAGAA
Molecule: messenger RNA, 1030 nt
Organism: Exophiala xenobiotica
Lineage: Eukaryota; Fungi; Ascomycota; Eurotiomycetes; Chaetothyriales; Herpotrichiellaceae
Exons: 2
Coding region: 105-524 (139 amino acids)
Biological process (GO): mitochondrial translation
Cellular component (GO): mitochondrial large ribosomal subunit
Molecular function (GO): structural constituent of ribosome
Source: RefSeq, a predicted model, not a curated record